AGUAAGAUAAAUAUAUGUUGUGUGAUGAUUUUUUUGAGGGACCCUUUUUAUGCUUGAUUGAUCAUUAUUUGACUCUUCUAAUUUGUUCAAAUUUGAAUACAGGUCAUGGUCUAAAAGGCUUACAGGGUCCAAGUCCAACAACUAAUAACUAUGGGUGUAUGUAUACAUAGUAAAGCUUAUUAGUUUGUAUGAUAUACAUAUUUACAAAUACUAAUGUAUAAACUGUGAUGUUUUAGCAAAUGAAUUUCGGGGAGAUAUGUCAUCAUCUAGCCGAAAUACCCUGAGAUCAAAGUUUGACUCUACAGUUAUCGAGCCUAAACAGUUAUUUGAAACUGAUGAUGUCAAUUCCCAGGAAGGUAUUUUGUUUUUUUUAAUUUCUAUAUUUUAAUUCAGAUCAUGAUGAACACUUAUUUAACUUAAUAAAUUUAUCAAAAAAAUGCAGAAGUUGCUGAAAGACAUUAUAACCAGGAAUAUGAUUUAAGCAGUGAAGACAGUGGUUCAUCUUCUGCUCUUUCAACUUAUUCAGAAUAUUUGUUCAGGGACGUCGAUUCAGAAAAGUUCGACUUUCAGUCUAUUGUUAACAAAAUAAAAGCUCGUGAUGCCAAAAGAGAGGCAAAUAAACUAAAUCGCCCAUUGGAUGCAUCUCUGAAAACAAUUCGUAAGUUACAUUACACAACCUAUUAAAUAUGUGUUUUCAUAUAUAUUUUGUUUGAAAACUCAUACAUUUCUGUGUCUAUUACAGCAUAUAUUGAUGAGGGUAAUCCUACUUUCAAAUGUGAGUAUUGUAAAGCCAAAAUGUGGUAUGGUGAACGGAUAGACCGAAAGACAAGAACAAAGAAAAAUCCUAUUUUUUCUCUAUGUUGUGGACAAGGACAAGUUAAGCUGCCUAUGUUGAGAGAGAGUCCUUUGGUUAUAAAGGAACUCCUUUAUGGAAAAGAUGAGAAAAGUAGAUACUACCAGAAAAAUUUAAGAGCAUUGAACAUGUUGUUUUCGUUUACUUCUCUCGGUGGAAAAGUUGAUCGCUCUUCUCCUAAUGGUGUUGGUCCAAAAACCUUUACACUUCAAGGUGAAAACUACCAUUUGAUGGGCAGUAUGAAACCAGAUGAGGGUGAUUCGGCAAAGUUUUCUCAGCUAUACAUCGUUGACAUUGAAACCGAGGUUGAUGAUAGAGACUCGAUUAUGAGGUAUGUACGAGGAUUUUAAAGCGAUGAUCUAUACUUUAUAUGAAACUGGCGUGUUUAAUGAUCUACUGGCGUGUUUAAUAAUAUUUUUGACCCGUUUUUCCUUUCAGCAAGUACAACACGGAAUCAGAUAAAUCAAAGAAGCAGGCAUUGAGAAAACAUAUUAUUGAAGAUAUUAUCAAAGUUCUGGAUGAUGUUAAUCCUUAUGUGAAGAAGUUUCGUCAGGCACGUGAGAGAUUGAGCAUGGAACCUAAUGAAAAGUUUCAUAUGAGGAUAGUGAGCAAUCGUGAAAAGGAUGGACGGACGUAUGAUACUCCAAUCUCAUCUGAAGUUGCUGCUUUGAUUCCCGGAGACUUCAAUAUGGAAAUGGACAGGCGUGACAUCGUUUUACAAGAGAAACAGACAGGAUGGUUAAAAAGGAUUAGUGAGAUACAUCCUUCUUAUCUUGCACUUCAGUAUCCGCUUAUUUUUACAUAUGGAGAAGAUGGAUUCAGGCUUGGAAUUAAAAAGAGAGAUUCUCCUGCUACUGAUAAGCUAAAGAGAAAGGAUAUAAGUAUGCGGCAAUGGUUUGCUUUUCGUCUAUUUGAGAGGGAUGGUGAAUGUCAAACUCUUCUUCACUCAAGAAAAUUAUUUCAGCAGUUCUUAGUUGAUGCUUUCACAACUAUUGAGACUAACCGUCUAUGUUUUCUAAAGCUUAAUCAGAAAUGUCUAAGGUCUGACAGCUACGACUCGAUUAAACAGGCUGAAAACAAUGGGCAAGUUGAUAUGAAUGAUCAAGGUGCUCGAUUUUUUUUGCCAGCUUCUUUCACCGGUUCACCAAGAUACAUGAAGAAUAACUAUCUAGACGCAAUGGCCGUUUGCAGGCAUUUUGGUUUCCCUGAUCUGUUCAUCACAUUUACGUGCAACCCUAAAUGGCCAGAAAUUACAAGGUAUCUCACACAGAAAAAUCUGAAUACAGAGGAUAGGCCAGAAAUCAUUUCUCGAGUUUUCAAGAUGAAGUUGGAUUCACUUAUGACAGAUUUAACUGAUAAUGAGAUACUGGGAAAAACAGUGGCAUCAAUGUAUACAGUUGAAUUCCAGAAACGUGGCUUGCCGCAUGCUCACAUUUUGUUAUUCAUGCAUCCCAGUUCUAAGUUGUCUACAACUGACCAUAUUGACCAGACCAUUUCAGCAGAAAUUCCAGACAAAUCUGAGGAUCCAGAACUCUAUGAAGUGGUUAAAGACAUGAUGAUUCAUGGGCCUUGUGGAGUUGUCAAUACGAAAUCACCAUGUAUGGAAAAUGGAAAAUGUUCAAAGCUAUAUCCGAAGGCGUUUUCAAGCAGGACAACUGUUAAUAAAGAGGGAUUCCCGGUUUACAGGAGACGUGAUAAUGAUCAUUUCGUUGAGAAAAAAGGUUUCAAGUGCGACAACAGAUAUGUUAUACCGUAUAAUAGAACUUUGUCUCUUAUGUACAGAGCUCAUAUUAAUGUGGAGUGGUGUAAUCAAUCCGGUUCUAUCAAAUACUUAUUCAAGUAUAUCAACAAGGGCCAGGAUCGGAUCACUGUUGCAGUUGAAGGACCCAAAGAGGGAGGUUCUUCGGAUAAUACUGAUGUGAACCAGAAAGGAAAACAGGAGAAAAAUGAAAUAAAAAAAUUUUUCGAUGGCAGAUACGUCUCGGCAUGUGAAUCUUCAUGGAGAACUCUAAAGUUUCCUAUUCACUACAGAUCAGUGGCAGUUGAAAAAAUUCAGUUUCAUUUACCAGGAAAGCAGAUAAUCAUCUUUAAAGAUGAUGACACUUAUGAGGAAGUAACAAGUCGUAUGCUAAUUCAGAAUACCUAUCUCCUGGCCUGGUUUGAGUUGAACAAGGUCAGUGAAGUUUCUAGGAAGCUAACAUUAGCUGAGAUUCCAACAAGGUUUAUAUGGAACAAAAAAGAGAGAAAACUGCAAGAGAGAAAACGAGGUUUCAGCAUUGGGAGAAUUAAUUAUGCCCCAAAGAAGUUCGAGGAAGCAUAUUAUCAACGUGUGUUGCUGAAUAUUGUUCGUGGACCAACAUGCUUUGAAGACAUAAGGACCUACAACGAUGUGCUAUACCCUUCGUUCAAAGAAACAUGUUUUGCUCGUGGUCUUUUAGAAGAUGAUCAAGAAUACAUUGACGAUAUAAUCAGGUCAAGCUAUACGAGCAGUGCAUCUGUUCUACGACAUGCCUUUGCGGUAAUGCUCAUGUCCAUGACUUUGUCAAUGCCAGAAAAAGUUUGGGAAAACACAUGGGAGUUUCUUUCAGAAGACAUACAAUAUAGGCAGAGGAAAAAUCUUAACCGACCAGGUUACUUUUAUUUUACAGAAUUAUGCCUAACCGAUGCUGAGAAAAAAGAAGGAGCUUUAUUGGAGAUAGAGAAAAUAUUGAAAAGCAAUGGAUCUUCACUGUCAAAUUGGAACAAAAUGCCAAAGCCUUUCUGUGAUGCAGAUGAUAGUCAGAAUGUUCUGAUUCUUGAUGAGCUGAACUACAACCGUGAAGAUUUAAGAGAAGAACACGAUAGGGACAUCGUAAAGAUGACAGAUGAGCAGAGAAAGAUUUACGAGGAGAUUAUGGAGGCAGUUAUAGAAAAAAAAGGAGGUAUUUUCUUUGUUUAUGGAUUUGGUGGGACUGGAAAGACGUUUUUGUGGAGAUUAUUAUCUGCUGCGAUUAGAUCCAGGGGUGAGAUUGUUUUGAAUGUUGCAUCAAGUGGUAUUGCUUCGCUUCUGUUGCAAGGAGGGAGGACUGCACAUUCUAGAUUUGGAAUACCAAUCGAUCCUGAUGAAUUUUCCCUAUGUAAUUUGACACCAGGCACCGAUUCUGCUAAUUUGGUUAAAGAAGCCUCACUGAUAAUUUGGGAUGAAGCACCGAUGAUGAGCAAACAUUGCUUCGAGUCACUGGACAGAAGCUUGGUAGACAUUAUGAAGAUAAAAGAGAAGAUGCCAUUUGCUGGGAAAGUUGUUGUAUUAGGUGGUGAUUUCAGGCAAGUACUGCCUGUUAUUAAUGGUGGUUCAAGGGCUGAAAUAGUGAUGAAUUCUCUGAAUCGGAGCCAUCUGUGGAAACAUUGCAAAGUCCUCAAACUAACAAAGAAUAUGAGAUUGUUGUCGACUGAUAUGACUGCUGAAGAGUUGAAGGACCUAGAGGAAUUUUCUAAAUGGAUAUUGGAUGUUGGCGAUGGAGUCGCUGGUGAGCCUAAUGAUGGUGAUGCACUAAUCACUAUUCCUGAUGAGUUUCUGAUUAUGGAUGCACAUGAUCCGAUAGAAUCGAUCAGCAUAGAAGUAUAUGGAGAUUCAUCAGCUUUACAGCAGCAAAGAGAUCCUAUUUUUUUCCAAGAGAGAGCUAUUCUCUGUCCAACUAAUGAGGAUGUGAACAAUAUAAAUCAACAUAUGUUGGAUAAACUAGAUGGUAAGUACAUUUUAAUCAAUUCAUAUAUUUUUUUCUUUGCAAAAUUAAAAACGUGUCUAAUAACUCAAAACUUUAAAAUAAUUUCAGGUGAGGAGAGAAUCUAUCUAAGCUCUGACAGUAUCGACCCAUCUGAUACACGUUCCGUUAAUGAUCAAGCUCUCACACCAGAUUUUCUUAACAGUAUCAAGACUUCAGGUUUACCAAAUCACAAUCUUAGGUUGAAAGUUGGAUGUCCUGUUAUGUUGCUGAGGAAUAUUGAUCAUGUUGGAGGAUUAAUGAAUGGAACUAGAUUGCAGAUUAUAGAUAUGUCAGAUUUCUGUGUCAAGGCGAGAAUCAUUACUGGAAAGAAAGUUGGGGAAGUUGUUUUGAUUCCUAGACUGACUAUUACUCCAUCAGACAAGAAGUUACCAUUCAAGAUGAGGAGAAGACAGCUUCCAAUUUCUGUGGCAUUUGCUAUCACUAUUAAUAAAAGUCAGGGGCAAUCUCUCUCACAUGUUGGAAUAUUCCUACCGCGACCAGUAUUUUCUCAUGGACAACUCUAUGUUGCUAUCUCUAGGGUCACAUCCAAGAAAGGUUUGAAGAUUUUGAUCGUUGAUGAGGAUGGAAAGCCUCAGAAACAAACAAGAAAUGUUGUUUUCAAAGAGGUGUUUCAAAAUCUCUGAGUAUGUUUUAAAUUUGAUUCGACAUUUAUUUUUAUUUCACAUAUUUCUAUAUGGUUCACAGAUAAGCGUGUGUGAUUACGCUCAGACAAUGUGGGAUUUAGGAAAAUUUCAGUAUAAUAUUUUCUUUUUUAUAUUACUCCUCAGUUACAUUCUUAAUGCAAUACUAAUAUGUCAGUUCAUUCCUAAUAUACCACAAAUAUGAGUGGAGUAGUA
Molecule: messenger RNA, 5453 nt
Organism: Raphanus sativus (radish)
Lineage: Eukaryota; Viridiplantae; Streptophyta; Magnoliopsida; Brassicales; Brassicaceae
Exons: 4
Coding region: 1425-5240 (1271 amino acids)
Biological process (GO): DNA repair; telomere maintenance
Molecular function (GO): DNA helicase activity
Source: RefSeq, a predicted model, not a curated record